Danaus plexippus (monarch butterfly) is the source of this 1479-nucleotide messenger RNA. RefSeq names its product zinc finger protein 449-like. Lineage: Eukaryota; Metazoa; Arthropoda; Insecta; Lepidoptera; Nymphalidae. Gene Ontology annotation, cellular component: nucleus. Gene Ontology annotation, molecular function: DNA-binding transcription factor activity, RNA polymerase II-specific; zinc ion binding; RNA polymerase II cis-regulatory region sequence-specific DNA binding. The coding region runs from base 205 to 1455 and encodes 416 amino acids. Gene Ontology annotation, biological process: regulation of transcription by RNA polymerase II. The record is from RefSeq and is a predicted model, not a curated record. The transcript has 7 exons.
UAGAUGUCAAAAUUGGUCUGACAAUAUAUUUUGUAAAAUAUUUAUAUAAAUUAAAAUUAACUUAUUUUUUAAUAUUGUUCAUACAUUAUAUUCAAAAUAAGUAUAAAUUUGAAUAAUGAAAUUAUAAUCUACGUUGAGGCACCCUCAGAAGUCAAUUAUAUAGGUUUUGUUGCUUAAAUACUAUAUCAUUAUAAUUUAUAAAUAAUGCGAACGUAUAAAAGAAAGCGACCAGAAUACACAUUUAUCGAGGGUGUUCAUGAGCUGUGUAGACUUUGCCUGGAAAAAGCAACCGAAUCGGUUCCUAUAUUUAGUAAUGAAUCGAAUAUUUAUGCAUCUCUAUCAGUGAGAAUCAUGAUGUGUGUAGGAUUUGAGGUGAGCAGAGAGGAUUGUCUUCCUAACAGUAUAUGUUCCACAUGUCACAAACAAUUGAGUAGUUUUUAUGAAUUUAGAAAAAAAUGUGCUGUCAUGUAUCAAAAAUUAAAAUGCCACGUACUAGCUGUGAAGCAGAUGGAAAGUGAAAAGGCUCUAAAACAAAUUCAGGAAAAUAAUAUUACGAAGGCAUUCGAGAGUGACACAGGCAGGCAUGUUCAGAACCACGGAACUGUUGAUGCAAGUAAUGAAACACAAAUUAUAAGUGAUUCUGUGAGUCUUAUUAAGAAUACUAUUACAGAAAAUAUUGAGGAGGCACCGGAUAUAUCAGAUUUCCUCUCAUCAAUAUUAUUAGAAAUUGGUAUCUUGACAAAACAGGACGGACAAGUUGUGUCAAAAGAACAUCUCGAGAUGAUAGACAUAGACAGUGGAGCUGAUCGAGUUACAUUCCAGUUGUUAGAGGUGGAUGAGGGACAAAAAUCCAGUGAUAUUAUAAAGGAUAGUGCAAAUAGUGAAUUAUUAAAUGUUAGGAAUGUUAAUAUAUUAGAAAAGGAACUGUUGAGACCCAUCAAUAUUAAAAGCAGUGUCCCGCGAUGUACGGAGUGCGGUAAGAGCUACGCGACUCGCGGCGCUCUCCGGAGACACGCCCGAGUACACACGGGAGAGAGGCCGCACGUGUGUCACGUGUGCUCCAGGGCGUUCGGACAGAAGGAGGUGCUCAGGAGGCACGAGCUGGUACAUACAGAGGAUCGUCCAUUCAAGUGUCAGAACUGUCCGAAGAGCUUCACUCAGCGCGGCGCGUUGUUGUCCCACGGCCGCGCGUGUCUCCCGCCGCCGGCCGCGCGCCCGCUCGCCCUCCACAGGUGUACUGUUUGUCCUAAAGUGUUCCUACACGCCUCCGGUCUGUCUCGUCACGCGUUGGUGCACGCGGGUCGUGUGUUCUCGUGCUCGCCGUGCGGCCGCCGCUACAGCGAUCGCAGCUCGCUGCUGCGUCAUCUCCGCUCACACAAACACGCGCGCACGCAUACAGACACGCGGCGCGACGCGCACACUGACGACGCUACGGCUUUGACUGUCACUGGAUGAUAUUAAAUAUAUAGUGAAAUGCAA